This is a messenger RNA of Porites lobata, 5213 nucleotides long. Lineage: Eukaryota; Metazoa; Cnidaria; Anthozoa; Scleractinia; Poritidae. The record is from the annotation of a GenBank genome assembly.
AUGGCCAAUACAACCACCCGACCAAGAAAGCGAAGACACGUCUUAAAUGAAACUUCAACUAGCAUCACAAUACAUGACGUGAGAAAAGAAAUCACAAAACAGUUUCAACAACUUAUGCCCGUCAAGUACUGUAAGUCAAGUGAGAAGGUAUGUCCCGCGGGUCCCCCCGGACUUCCUGGUCCCACUGGGACAAAAGGUCCACGUGGCAGGAGGGGACCAAAGGGAAAGAAAGGCCCUCAAGGUCCCUUGGGACCACCUGGAAAAUCUGGAAAAACAGGAAUGGCUGGUCCUGUCGGACCGAGGGGAGGAAAGGGAGAUAAGGGAGAAGCGGGGCCAAAAGGCAUGCCGCGACCGCCUGGAAAGCCUGGAAAAUCGAUAUCUGCACCACAAGUAAUGUUGACCCCGGUAGAACAAACCAGAGACGACGGAGGAAAUACGGCGCUUUAUUGCACGGUUGGGGGCAAUCCUCUCCCUUUCGUCGAAUGGAGCUUCAAGGGCAGAAAGCUCCUGUCAGGUGCAAAGUAUUUGAUUAAAGAAGGAGAGUUAAUCGUUAGAAAUCUGAAUUACAGUGAUGCUGGGCAGUACACAUGUGCUGCCAGGAAUAUUCUUGGAUCGUCUGUGGCCACUAGUAACCUGUCUGUUCGAGGUAAGAGAGAAUAGAAUUGUUCUUCAGAUCUGAUGUUUUUUUUCCUUAUACUUGAUCACUCACUCAUGUAGUCUGCAUAUUUGUCUGAAGUAGCCUGAAUUCAACCGCAAGUCACAAACUCUUGAAAAGGAUUUCGGAAUCAACGAGACGCUAAUGCCGUCCAGUUUCGUCACUACAAGAAAAUCGGGUACUGAUUUUGAUGAGUUGUUUGUCGACACAUUUGCAUUUUUAUGAAUGAAUGACAAAAAAUUUAACCCGAAAUGUCGUAUGAUACUCAACGGAUCGCAUGCUUCGCGUGGACUUUUACCGUAAGCAGUACCAUAAACUUUCUCCAAACCUUUUCUUCAAAACUAGGACUUUCUGUCAAAGUUACCUUCUGGCGCUCCCACUGACCGCACUUCUCUCAUGACCGAGAGACGACUGGGGACGAGUCAGAAAUUUACCUACGAAUGAAGAUUUAGUGCACUGGAUCGCGCGAGCACUUUUCACAAUUGGUUUAGUUGCGGUUGAGAGAUUAAGUAAGGCUUUUUCGUAAUUAUGUCUGCUUUUGUCUUUAUAUCUAUUAAACAUGUGUCCGUCACGUUUUUUCUGACAGCCCGCUUAAUUUCCCCUUAUUUCUACUUGGUGCCAACACUAAACAGGGGCACCCAACGAGGAUAUACUUAAAAAACACUUUAGCAUAGCGUUGUUAAACGUAUAUAGGUAUAUUUCUAUCUGCUAAAAAUUUUUCAUCUGUUCGGAUUUCCUAGCUGAAAGUCUAGUGAUCUGAAAAUUAUAGGUAUCAAAACCUACCUUUUCGAAAAUUUCAGCAAGAAAAAAGGCUCCCGAAAAUUCUAGGUGACCUUUUCAGGGUAAAAACCCGUUAAAAAUGGGCAAUUAUUCCAUUUUUUAGGUGUUCGAAAAGCCUAUGAGAGGCAGGCAAGCAAAAAAUUUUACAACAAUGUUCCGAAAAUUCUAGAUCUCAAAUCGUCUUCCCAACAGAUUUUUCCGAAAAUUGACGUUGGGUGCCCCCGACUAAAUUUUAAUGAGUUCUUGUCCGUUGGUGAUUCUUAUGAUGCUAUCCCUUACCUACGGCUGCCAGAGUGUACGGCUGCCUCAAUAUUAAGACAUGGCGAGUAAAUUUUUCUCUUAUAUUUUUAGGUCUUCCAGUUUUCACAAAAAUUCCACCAUCACUCGCCACACCAGUGGAGCACACUACCUUUCAAGCGGAUUGUGAAGCUGAAGGGUUUCCUCGUCCCGUAGUUAACUGGACAAGAUUAGUUCUGCCGUUACCUGCUGGAAAGGCUAAGGUAAAAGAACGGACACUUACAAUCAAGAACUUAAGUCCUGCUGACAGUGGUUAUUACGUUUGUGUAGCUUCGAACGUUAUGGGGACAAAGAAGGUCAGAAUUGACCUGGUAGUGCAACAACGACGAUCAGGUAUGUCUUUGGUUCGGCUGGGUAAUUAAAAAUAUAAAAUGUUGGCGUGCGUACUGUAAUAGCUGCCUUCGUUACCUUGGUUUGGAUUCGCGUGAAAGUGUUAUUUCUUGGUUUAUUUUUACGGCCCUUUUUUUUAAAUUUCCAACAGUUUCAGCAUAUUCUGUAGGUGUGAUAACUAAACUUAUGUCAUUAUCACAAUAUGUUGGAAACUCAUUUUACUUUGUAGUGUCUUCAUUGGUUUUGUAAAUGGAUAUUGUUCUUGUCCUGGGCCGAGCUUGUUCUUAGAACGCCAUAUUGAGUAUUGCUUCCGACCAAAUUUAUCAUCAGGUUUAGAAGACUCUGUUAUCGUGGGAAACAGCAAGAACCACUUAACCUCUUUAACCAACUGGCUAGUACCUGUAGAACAGAGAAGUACUUCCGUCUGGAAGCGCUGUUGGCGUGCAUCGGUGGACGACUGGGCUUCAAGAACAUUUCAUUCCCGGUGUGACGGAAAGGGACCGACUGUAACAAUAAUAAGGGUCGGGAGAUAUAUUUUCGGAGGAUACACCAGUUUACCAUGGGGUACGUUAAUAAUGAAAUCAGACAUAACACUUCUACAGUUUGUACUAACCUUUACAUGAGCCUUAAAAAUACAGAAUGGACAAAAAUUCUUGGCACAAAUUUGCAAUAAUCACGCGUGCCCAACUACUUCGAUUCUUCCCUCAACCCAGAAACAACGUCAGACGCCUUUAUCAUUAUAAUUGAAGGCCAAUUUGCCCGCGUGCGAAUGUGAUGGCAAAUAUUUCAAACUUGAAUAAAUUACCUAAUACAAGGGCUUUCGUAGCGGCUGAAAAUGGAUCGGUUGAAGUACUGGAGUUGGUGGCUUUAUUUCUCCUCAAGACGGGUACCUUCAGGACCUUCAGUGCUAAAAACGGAUAGGAGAUUUCCGUAGAGGUUAUAUCGUGCUUUGUUGAGAUUUUUUGCCAAAAGAGAAGGGAAAAUACACAGUAACUUUGAUAACUGUAGGAGAGAGUCCGUCGACAGUUCUUCUCUAUUUGUGUGUCAACUUUCACAAAUGUGUUAGCGUUGCAUCUUAAGGUUAAAUUUGACCAGCUAUUUGUGCAGCGAGUUCUACGGUCACGAUUGACUUCAAAGUUGCAGAUAUAAAACUUAAGGUGAUUCCCUGGUUUUGCACUGCGCAUCUCUUACUGCGCAUAACAAGAUGGCCGCAGUAAAAAAGAGCAUGUGAAGUAACAUUAUUAAAAUGAAGUUGACUGAAGAGAAACGCUAUUGGAAUUUUUGCUUGCGGUUGUUUCUUGGCGAGGUGACACUCAUUGUGUUGGGAAUGUGCAUAACGUAAGCAGUACGCGUUUUUGCUGAGUUCGACUUCCUCACGUAGAACCUCGAUAGUGGAUGUUAAACUUGUGCUUACUCACUUUUAUUUUCAUUUAAACGCUUUCUUUAUCACAUUGUGUCCUAAAUGUGAUAACUCGUUGUAAAUUCUGUAAAAACGGAUUUUUUUAAUACUUUCCUCCCCCUUUCAAAUACAUUCUACUUUGAAACUCGCCCCAGUCCUCUCUCAAAAUCGGAGAAAAUGCAUUUGGUGGGCACUUUCUGCAGCUCUACCGCAAAAACGAGUACAGUGAACCCCAUUUUUUAUUUCAUGAUUUUAAUAAGGACAGUGCUUCCUUUCGAUGAGAAAAAAAUGGGCACAAAUCUAUGCUCAGUUUUUUGGCAAUUUUACUAAAUUGUACGGAUUGAGCUAUCACGGGUUGAAGAGCGCGUGUCCAAUUUAAUAAUUUAAUACCACAUGCAAUUUAAUACCACAUGCAUCAUCGAAAAAAUCUCUCCUUUUUGUCUCGUUUUGGGCUACCCGUGAUUUUUUGUAAAAGGGUCCUAAAUAGCCGUAUUUGUCAGCAUUGUGACGUCAAAACGAGCACGGUGACCCCCACUUUUUAUUACCUUUUUAUCAUCUUCUUGACUUGUUGUAUCAGUGUACCAAGUUUCAUCCACAAUCUAUGUUAGGUUCUUUUACUAAGGAAUCACCUUAAGAGCUCUGAGGCUUAUUUGCCGAAGUUAGAGAAAAAUCUGUCUUAGGGUUUUGAAAUUGUUGACAUUUUUCACUUGUAAAAAAGCGGUUUUAAACAUAUGCCGAUAUCUCAAACGUUUUCAUACCUAUAAGAAAAUAAAUAGCAUUUUCUUAAAGUUUGACCAUUCUUUAUUAAGGUUGUCAAAAAUCAUAGAAAUCGGUUGAAUCAUUCCUGCCGAGAAACACGAUUCAAAAACAUAACCAACGCGAAAAUAAAUAGUUUCGGGCCACCUUAAUUCAUCAUUGCAUUAAUUUGUCUUUCUGCCUGUUGAACUGCGGCAAGCGUAAACUCUUUCCUCUUUUAAAAACGGCUGCAGUGAUCUCUUUUGAAAUAGGGUCGAUAACCAUUUUGCACGUCUGGUGCACGGCAAUCAUGCAUGUAAAGCGGGAACAUUAUUUUCUUUUGUUGUUAGAAUCUUGUGGUUAGCUUUAAUUAGUUAAAUCUUUUAAAUGGUUCACUUUGCCUGAUGAUUUUUAACCGGAUAAAUAGUUAUUGAUUAAUUUGUAUUUAUAUUUUUUUACCUGUGACUUAAUCUUGCCUCUACCAUAGUUACAUCUUUUCCUUCGAGACCAAUAAGAAUUGGCGAGAUUAUUUAGAAAACAUCCUCAGUUAACUAUGCUAAGCAGAAAAAUUAUGUAUGUAACUCCAAUUUAUUUUGCAAGAAAGGUUAAUGUGUAGCAACUCUCUUUGAAUAUUUUUGCAAAUUAUGGCUUUAUUUUUUCCUUUUUCUCUCCUUUCUAGAUACUUCUGGUAGUUAUCAUCAUGACCCCAAAGCUUUUUUAUUUUCAUUGGUAAACUACCCAGGAUGGGCACCUCUUAAACUGCCUCAGACGGGGAAACACAGUUCUUCCAGAGGUUCCAUACGUUGUCACUCAUUAUUGGGGCCAACGUUCGGAGGCGGAUAUGACAUUAGCAUUUACAACAACGCGCGAUCCAACAGCAAUACUUACAGCAACCUUGGCCAUACAUACAGUCCACCGAGAGGUUACAGCUACCCCAGCUCAUUCGCCCAAACAUUCCUGGCAGGAGCUUACAGCUUCAAACCUGACGAAGUAGAAACAUUUUACGAAACAACAUGA